Trichophyton rubrum CBS 118892 is the source of this 3105-nucleotide messenger RNA. RefSeq lists its product as uncharacterized. Lineage: Eukaryota; Fungi; Ascomycota; Eurotiomycetes; Onygenales; Arthrodermataceae. The record is from RefSeq and is a predicted model, not a curated record. The coding region runs from base 1 to 3105 and encodes 1034 amino acids. The transcript has 3 exons.
AUGUCAUCUGCCGGUGUUAUUGUGGCUCUCCCGGAGCACAUGAUGUCCUUUCAACUUAGUGGUCUCCAGACAUUGGUUGACAACAAGUUGCCCGAAGCAAGGCGAAUGAUCAAAAUUCAUGAUUGGAUGCAGACAGUUUGCCGUGAUGUUUUGGACGAAUGUGAUUAUACACUUGCUCCUCGGACACAACUCAUUUACCCUAGCGGCACGCAGUGCACAGUUGAUGGCCACCCUCAUAGAUGGCAAACUGCAGAGAAACUACUAGAACUCGUCUCGGGUCACAUUUGGGGACUUUGGCAAAGAUACCCUGGAAGUAUCGAGGUGAUUCAACGCCCUAAAGGCGGCUUCCCAAUCGUUUACUUCCUACGCAAAGAUGCAGAGGAAGCUUUGUUAUCCUAUUUAGUUAGGGACAUCAUCGACGGUCGAACUUCUGUAAUCCCCGUCCAAGGUUGUUGCCGUUCCGAAAUUAUGGACAUCAAAACCUUCAUUUCAGAAGUGUCGAUAUCCCCUAAGACUGUUAAGCGAGUAUCAUCUUUAUUCCCUGAUAACUCAGCUGCAAGACAAAAUAUCUAUCUGUUGCGUGGGCUUCUAGUUCAUCGCAUAUUACUAUUAACCCUCAAGAAGCGUUGGAAUGUUCAGUACGGCCUUCACCCCUUGCGAGAUCCUAUCGCAGUCCCGUUUAUUGCAAAGGGUGUUCCAUCUGAACAAGCUGAAUGGGGACAUCCUGACGUCGCUAUACUCUUUACUUGUUUGGCAUUCUAUCUUAGUGGCUUGGAGCUUUCGCAAAUGAGGCAGUGCCUUGAUGAUCUAAUGAAAUCUAGUGACCCGUCGACCGUAUAUGAACAAUGGAUUACCAAUUCGGAGACACUCCCUAAAAUUUUUCAAGAUUGGAACUCAAUAAACACGGAGGAUGAAUCCCAAGUCUAUCAACUUUGGGUCCACCUUCGCUACCAAAUGCCCGUCAUCAACUAUUUCCUAAACCAGUUUGUGUUUCCAAAACAUGCAAAGCAAUUCAAAGUGAAACUGCAGGCUUCAGGAUGGGAUAUUCCAUUGUCAUCACCUCACGCAAAUCUUGGAACAAUUACAACAGGGUUUAGUGGGACGAAUGACAACCGUACCAUUCUUCCAUUGACAAUCAAACAACAAGACCUUAGCUCACUAGCACACACAAAUGCUGAAGUCCUAACUUUUGUUCUUCGGGCCCGUAACUACGUUGUUGCUAAAUAUGCUGAGGGGAAGCGUUUGACAGAAAAGGGGCUCCUCGCUCUUUUGAAGCGUAUGGAGAUACGCAUAUUGAUUGAUGCAGGUGCCCAAAUACUGGAGAUGGAUAAUUUGAGCCUAGCAAAAGAGUGGCUAAAAGUGGACCCUAGCGCCCCGGCAGCGAUGUAUUUCAACUCUGAGAACAAGCCUUAUAUUAUAUAUCGCAACGGCUAUCGGAUUCCUCUUCUAGCUUCACCUUAUGCAGAGAACCUGGCGGACUGCCUUGUGUAUCUUGAUGAGGCCCAUACCCGAGGAACAGAUCUAAAGAUUCCAGCAGGUGCCGUUGGGGCCCUUACACUGGGACUAGGGCAAACGAAAGACCACACAGUACAAGCUGCCAUGAGGCUAAGACAGCUUGGUACUACACAGUCGGUUACAUUUUUCGCUCCCCCUGAGGUUCAUCACAGCAUACUCGAUUCUCGGAAUCUCCCAGCCUCUGCUUCUGUGACAGCUGCUGACGUUAUCUACUGGCUUUUGAUCCAAACCUGCAUUGGAAUCGAGCAAAUACAGCCCUUAUACUUCUCACAGGGGAUGGAUUUCUGCCGUCGGAGGCAAGCUGCUGUGGAUACCCCUAAAUAUUUGACCGACCAGACCCAACGGCAGCAAUAUUGCAAAGCUCUCCAUCAAGAGGAAAUGCAAACUUUGCAAGAGCUUUUCAGGCCAAUUGCAAAGGUGAAGUCAAAGGCUGCCGUCGCUUCCUAUGCCCCUGAUAUUGCAACACAUGUCAAGGUCCUUGAGCACCGAAAGAAAGGAUUUCAGGAUUUUGGAGAUGCUGUUCACAGCUCCGCCCUACAGGAAGUAGAACAAGAACGGGAGGUUGCAUAUGAAGUUGAAGCCAUUCGAGAAGUUCAAAAAGCCCCGCGUUUCAAGGCACUAAACUUCCCCGGCCUUCACGAAGAUAUUGAAUUAUUUUGUCGUACUGGGACACUGACAAGUUAUUCCUCAGCGUUCCAGCAAGCGUUUACUGCUUUGAGAAACACCGGAAUCGGUCAGAAAUAUGGUAUAAACUCAUGCGCUACUUCGUCAAAGUUGUUUCUCUCCAGAGAAUUUUUCAAGACCGUGCGGUUACCUGUUGGCGAGUAUAACGAUGGCUACAUACGUCAAAUGAAUUGGAUAUUAUGGAAUCCCACCACAGAAGCUGCCCUUGUCAUCAUUCCUGAAGAAGCAGAGCUACUGAUUCCACUUCACCAAAACGCAAAACACCUUCACACUCGGCUAUUGACCUACGCUGCUCCUGUAACCCGUGGAAUGCUACACUUUAGCAAUUUGGAUUUUUACUCCAUGCCACCAUUGCCUGAAAAUUGGAAACCACCCUCCUGGCUUACCAUUGAACUUGGGAUCUUAGCUGGUCGGGUAUACUUUGAGUAUUCCGAGUACGAGCCUAUCUGCCACUAUUUUGGGCUUACAAGCUCACCGGUCGAAACUGUUCCAAGCUAUGAGGAAAACGACAUGGCAUCCAAGGUACCAACUCAAGACAUGGAUGGAGAGAAUGUUAUCCAGACCAACAAUCCUACCUUUACUCCCAAACCACUGUCUUUCCUCCAGGAGUGGCUAGCUCUGAGGCGAAAGGGCCAGGAUUUUAGCAACUCGCCAAUGGGAUAUAUAUGCCAGGGCAAAACACUAAAUGAAAGGAGUCCUUUUUUCUCUUCAGACAGAGAUAUUCAAGUGAAUGUUCCAAAGCUCAAAGCUACGGAUCACAGCUCUGAUGAUGGUAAUGUCGAAAGUCCUGAAGCGAGCGACUACGAACCAGAAUAUACUGGCGAUCAAAGGCGAGAAUCGACCGGGAAACGGGAAAUAUUUAUGGAUGACAGCAGUGAAAGCGACUACCAAAACCGCAUUGAGUGA